This is a messenger RNA of Tribolium castaneum (red flour beetle), 721 nucleotides long. RefSeq names its product Dynactin 5, p25 subunit (gene DCTN5-p25). Gene Ontology annotation, cellular component: dynactin complex. The record is from RefSeq and is a predicted model, not a curated record. The transcript is spliced from 4 exons. Lineage: Eukaryota; Metazoa; Arthropoda; Insecta; Coleoptera; Tenebrionidae. Bases 112 to 660 code for a protein of 182 amino acids.
AUGUUCAUGGUGCCACCACUAUUUUUGCUGCUAUCUUUACCGAUAUUUUUUGACAACUGUCAAAGUUAGAGGUUAUAUUUUGUGUUUUUUAGUUAUUAAAAAAUAUUGAACAUGGAAUUGCGUGAAAUUAACUACAACAAGGGAGAUUAUGUGGAAACGGCUUCCGGGAACAAAGUUUGUCGUCAAACAGUAUUAUGCGGCUCCCAGAACAUAAUUCUGCAAGGUAAAGUAAUAGUGCAGUCCGAGGCCAUAAUUCGGGGCGAUUUGGCAAACGUGCGGACAGGUCGUUACUGUAUUAUAAGCAAAGAAGCGGUCAUAAGGCCCCCUUACAAAAAAUUUAGCAAAGGAGUGGCUUUUUUUCCUUUAGUGAUGGGUGACCACGUUUUUGUUGGGGAAGGUUCACUCGUGAGUGCGGGUGUUGUUGGCUCUUAUGUAUACAUAGGAAAAAAUUGUGUUAUUGGACGGAGGUGUAUUUUGAAAGACUGUUGCGUGAUUGAGGAUAAUACGGUCCUGGCGCCUGAAACGGUGGUGCCCCCAUUUACGCGAUAUGGGGGCUCCCCUGGCAUGAACAUCGGGGAUUUACCCGAGUGCCAGGCUGACUUGAUGGUUGACUAUACGCGCAGCUACUACCAACACUUCCAACCAACGAAAAUCAUCUAAUUUUGUAUUAUUUAUUGUUUUUUGUACUUUAAGGGAAAAUAAAAUACGUUCUCGCUUUAAA